Molecule: messenger RNA, 792 nt
Organism: Ichthyophthirius multifiliis
Lineage: Eukaryota; Ciliophora; Oligohymenophorea; Hymenostomatida
Exons: 2
Biological process (GO): mitotic cell cycle; DNA replication; nucleotide-excision repair, DNA gap filling
Cellular component (GO): epsilon DNA polymerase complex
Molecular function (GO): DNA binding; single-stranded DNA 3'-5' DNA exonuclease activity; DNA-directed DNA polymerase activity
Source: RefSeq, a predicted model, not a curated record
AUGGAUAAAAAAGACAGAAGAAUUUUAGAAGCGGAUGAACUAGAUGCUUUACAAUAAUAAAAAGAGGAAUAAAAAUACAAACAAAAGAAAAAAAAAUAACAAUAAGAAGAAAAUCAAUUAGAAGAAGAGGAAGAAGAUGAAGAAUUUGACAGUUUUAUAGUCCAAGACGAUGCUCCUAUAUCACAAGAAUAAGAUGAAAAUAAUGAAAAUUCAUAAAUUGAAUAAUUAAGAGCGAAACAAAAUUAUGAAAAUAGUAUUUUAGAGUUUUUAAAUUUCUUAUUCCAUAUAUUAAAUUUGGACCCAAAAAUAAACGAAGAAAUAAUUGUUAUUAAAAGAAAUUGCUUAAAAAUGCUUAAAAUAAAUGAUUUUUAAAAAAUAGCAGAAUAUAAAGAACCAUGUAUUAUAUUAAAAAUAUAGGAUGUUGUAUGCAAAAACUGUCUACAUGUAAUAGAAUUAGAUGUUUUUAGAGAUUUAUGGGUAUGUUAGGAAUGCUCAAUUCCAUAUGAUAAGUAUUAUUUAGAAAAUAAAUUAAUCUAAGAAAUCUAAAAUGAAAUUACUUUAUAUUAAAUUUAAGAUCUUUAUUGUGUUAAAUGCUUUGGGGUUAAAGAUGAUUAUUUAUCAGUAAAUUGUCCAGGAUGCUCGACUGGUUAUAAAGUUAAUAUUGAUUCUAAUGUUACACCACUUAUAGGGAUUGAUGGAGUCAAAGUAAGGAAUAGUUUACUUUUGUUAGCAGAAAAAAAUUAAUUUAGUGUUUUAAAACAUGUUAUUUUAAAUAGCUGGAAAUUAAUGUGA